AUUGUGGCCGGAAGCAAAUAACGCGCUCAAAAAUGUCACUUUUUAUCUUGUUUGCAGGAGUAAAGGUCAAAAUUAGAACAACAGAUUUAUAGUUCAUACAUUUGAGGAGAUUUCGGUUGGUAAUUGGCACGUGUGAUAAAAACUGUUUCGGUCACCUCUUCUCAGUCUUCCAAUCUGCCUGCCGAGUGUGCUGUGAUGUGAGUUGUCCCACAUUUAUCCUGUAAAGUUAAUUCACUUGGGACUACAACUUCCGUUGGAGAAGUUAUACUUUGAAAGAAGUCACACCAGUCAUGACCGGUGGUAAGAAAAUUUCCAAGACGCGCAGGAUAAGUCGCAGUAGCAUGUCCGCCUCCUUUCUGAUCAAGGAACGUUGGAAGACAUCGUCUGAGCGACUGUCGGAGGCCGUUGAGUUGGUCUCCACCUUCCUGAAUGAGCAGGCCAUCAAAGCUGCCACGUUUGUGGGUCUGGGGAAAAUCUUUGAAACCCCUCACACUGAGGAGAUGGUUGUUCAGCAGUCACGCGUCCUCUGCCGCGAUUACAUCUUCACGAAGCUCCGUGAGAACUCCCUCCUCAAACACGACAUCUACCCACCGGGCCUAGAAGUUAGCGAUGUGGUCCGGGCCUGUCAACCCAAGGGACACGACAAGGCCUGCGGGGCGUGCGACGUCUCCCGCGAACUCAUCACCAUCACCCAGGAGUUUGAUAAGAUGUACCCCUACCUCUUCAAGGACGUCUGCAGCUACCUUCACGUCAACUUCCAGACCGGGGCUCAGAUGCAGACGGUCUUCACGGCCGUGGCUGCCGAGCUCUUUCGGCGGUCCAUCACCUGGGCGCGCGUGGUGGCGCUCUUCGCGUUCGCCGGCGCCCUGGUUGUGGAAUGCGUGGAGCAGGGUCAUGUGAACUAUGCUAAUAUCGUGGUGGAUUCUAUGCAGAAAUUUACCCGAAGACGUCUUGCGGCUUGGAUCGUGAAACAAGGAGGAUGGCCCGCCAUGGUUCAUCACGUUCAGAGCUACCGCGUGUCGGCCUCUCGUCUCUGGUUCUUGUCUGUGAUCGGAGCGGCCGUUGGCAUCACUCUCACGCUGGGCUUCCCUUAAAACUGGACCAAAUACUCCGCACCGCAACCCACGAGAAUCAUCUGUGCUAAUCUCUGUCCGUCCUGUGCCUUGAAAGUAUUGGCAAGUUCCAAUUAACCCUUCCAGUUGAGGAGUCAAAAUACUGAGCAGUAUUGUUCAACAUUUCAAAUCCCUGCAGGAUAGUUUUCAAGUGAAGUGAUAUGAAGUGUGGACCCCAACCACCCCAACUCCAUCAAACUCCAUCCCCCAAUUUUUGUGGAUUUCAGGGGACUUGGUCCAGUAGGCCUGGUGUGACUCAAUAUUGAUGGAGUAUGAUGGACUUGGGCCUGAAGCCCUGAAGCAGUGCUA
Patiria miniata (bat star) is the source of this 1421-nucleotide messenger RNA. Its product is annotated as bcl-2-related ovarian killer protein homolog B-like. Gene Ontology annotation, biological process: intrinsic apoptotic signaling pathway in response to DNA damage; extrinsic apoptotic signaling pathway in absence of ligand; regulation of apoptotic process. Gene Ontology annotation, molecular function: protein homodimerization activity; protein heterodimerization activity. The record is from RefSeq and is a predicted model, not a curated record. The transcript is spliced from 3 exons. Gene Ontology annotation, cellular component: mitochondrial outer membrane. Lineage: Eukaryota; Metazoa; Echinodermata; Asteroidea; Valvatida; Asterinidae. Bases 291 to 1094 code for a protein of 267 amino acids.